CACUAAAGUCCUCAAGGGUGAGGGUUAUAUCAGCAGCUGUUUGACCUAAGUUAUGUUUGACAGCAGGAAGCGCUUGCACGUGUUUGCCGUUGCUUGGCCACCCCCAUCAACAGGAGCGAUUUUAGAGGUUUUGUCUUGAUUAAACAUGAAGAUUGCUGUACUUGGCGCGACUGGUCAAACCGGACAGCAGCUGGUGAACCAGGCUCUUCAGCAAGGACACUCCGUCACAGCCGUCGUCAGAAACCCGGAAAAACUGACUGUAACACACGAGAACCUCAAGGUGGUUAAGGGAGACAUUUUUUCUGAAGACAGCCUGAAACCGCAUUUCAAAGGCCAGGAUGCUGUGUUGUCCUGUCUUGGCUUUCCAAUCUCAUUUUUUUAUGGAAUCACUGGCUACACCCAGUCUAUGACGGCAGCUUUAAAUGCUAUGCGUGAUGCCAAAGUGAAUCGAAUCAUCACCAUGACCUCAUGGUACACUGACCCUAAUUCAGGCUCCAAUUCUUCCUUUCUCAUCCGCUUCAUGUUGCUUCCCAUGAUUAGAAGCGUUCUGAACAACAUGUAUGAAAUGGAAAACUUUCUUAAGCAGACUGAUGACAUCAACUGGACUGUUGUCCGGCCUCCUGGCCUCAAGAAUACACCAACAACAGCCAAUGAGUUCCUCACACACGAAGGUUAUUAUGUCCCUGAUGAAAAUGGUCUGCCAAUCGGCCAGUCUGUGUCAAGAGGAGAUGUGGCUCGUUUCAUGCUCUCUCUACUCAAUAACAAUGCCUGGAUGAAGAAAGCUGUUGCUAUCAUCACCAAAUGAGUUUGCACUUUGCUUGCUCGACGUAAACUAGAAAAAAAAACUAUUUAUUUCACAAUGAGAUUUUCCCCCUAUUGUUUUACUUUAAUGAAAAAUUAGAAUUUUGUGAAUUCUUUGAAUAUAUUUUCACUGCCUUUGCUCAUAUUUACCAGGGGUGCCAAUAUUAGUGGAGGGCACUGUAUAUCAUGCUUAUUUGAAUUGUAAAAGGUGUUUCUUGAUGCCAAAGAGAGGUUGGCAGAAUUACAAGAAAAUGUAAUUCAUAAAAUCUUGUAGAAAAUGUAUUUGGUGAUGUAAAUUGGAUUAACAUGAAAUUCCAGGGGUAAAAAUAGAGAGCAAAGAAAUGACAAUUGGCUGCAUGCACUCUUGCCUUCUCUAAAAUACUGUAUUGUGAAAUUACAUGUGAAAGGCGCUAUUUUUUAUCAAGGCAACUUUUGUUCUUUUCUAAUCAUUAUUAGUCUAUAAUUUUAGGCAUUUGUGUGUAACAUAAAACAAAUGAAUCCCUGUCUUAAUAUCUUAAAAUUGUUCAAUUCCAGUCUAUUCUAAAAUACCAUUAUAUAAUAAUCAAAAAUGAAAAUUUUUUAAUGUUAUAAAAAUGUUUCAGGUAAAAUUCAUUUCUUUACUUUCUGAAAUAUAUACUCCUGUCUAAACCUGUUUUUUGCAUAUACAUUAGGUUUAUUGUUACUGUAUUUUUUAUAAUUUGUUUCACUUUAUUUUUUGCUUUUUAUGUUCAUUGAUAUAUUCAAUUUCCCUUGUUUUUAUACAGACCUACAGAUUUUACACUUCAAAUAGAUUUUAUACAGCUAUACACAAUAAUUUAGUCAUUUAGCAUAUAGUCAUAAGUGAUUUAAUACCUUUGCUUAAUGUAUGAAAAUGUUGCUCUGAAUUAGACUAAAUAAACACUAACUA
Messenger RNA from Pimephales promelas (fathead minnow), 1708 nucleotides. RefSeq names its product flavin reductase (NADPH). The record is from RefSeq and is a predicted model, not a curated record. NCBI's taxonomy places the organism in Eukaryota, Metazoa, Chordata, Actinopteri, Cypriniformes, Leuciscidae.